Arthroderma uncinatum is the source of this 1518-nucleotide messenger RNA. Its product is annotated as polyamine transporter 1. The record is from RefSeq and is a predicted model, not a curated record. Lineage: Eukaryota; Fungi; Ascomycota; Eurotiomycetes; Onygenales; Arthrodermataceae. The coding region runs from base 1 to 1518 and encodes 505 amino acids. Gene Ontology annotation, biological process: transmembrane transport. Gene Ontology annotation, molecular function: transmembrane transporter activity. The transcript has 3 exons.
AUGGACCCCGGAAGAGAAACUCAGAUUAGUGGUCCGGGGGCCCCCCAAGAUAGUAUCAACUCACUUGAGAAGGCGGUCAUUGAGGACGAAUUCGACAUUGAAAAGGGCCAGGCACCAGGAUCAGUCUCUUCUCCUCCUCUAUCACUAAACGAUGAACUGGCGAAGGAUCCCAAUUUGGUGCGCUGGAGCGGCUCGGACGACCCAGAGGACCCGACGAACUUCAGCCGUGCUCGGAAAUGUAGCAUCUUCAGUCAAGCCACAGCAGUAACAGCAAAAGUCUUUGGGGUGUCUAUAGAAGUUACAACUCUUGGAACGAGCUUCAUCGUCCUGGGAUUCGCCCUUGGUCCAAUUGUCUGGGGCCCUCUUUCCGAGGUGUACGGUCGGCGGCUACCUCUCCUCAUCUGCUUUACCAUUUCAGCUAUAUUCCAGGUCCCCGUUGCGGUAGCACAGAACCUCCACACAAUCCUAAUAUCUCGGUUUUUGAUUGGGGCGUUUGGUUCUGUCACGCUUGCCGUUGUUGGUGGCGCCCUGGUAGACAUCUGGGACCCCGUUGAUCGUGGAAUCGCAUCUGCUGGCUUCUGCGCAGCUACAUUCUUAGGCCCUAUUGCUGGGCCGAUAGUUGGUGGUUUCAUUGUUCACUCGGGCCUUGGAUGGCGAUGGACCGCCUGGAUUACACUCUCCGUGGAUGUAGCCAUAGGCGGCCUGGCUAUGUUUACUCUUCCAGAGACAUUUGCGCCCGUGAUUCUGCAACGUCGAGCAGCGCGCCUUCGAUUCGAAACGAAAAACUGGGCCCUCCAUUCUGCUCUUGAUGAACAACCCCUGUCGUUUAACGAUAUAGUCACCAAAUAUUUGAGUCGUCCAUUUGCAAUGUUGAUCUUGGAGCCGAUUCUCUCCCUGGUUACACUCUACCUUGCUGUUGUUUACGGGAUUCUAUACCUCUUCUUCUUUGCAUACCCAAUCUCCUUCCAGCAAGUCCGAGGCUGGAAAAAUCCUGGGAUUGCAGCUCUUCCAUUCAUCGGUCUCUCCGUCGGGAUCCUAUGUGGCUGUGCCUUUAUUGUCUACCUAAGCAAAACCCAGUUUGCACGAAAAAUCAAGGAAUCAGGGCGUCUAGUUCCUGAAGACCGUCUGCCACCCAUGAUAAUCGCCGCGGUAGCUCUCCCUGCAGGCCUUUUCUGGUUUUCUUGGACUUCGUCACCAAACAUAUCAUGGGUGCCCCAGGUCAUAGCAGGCGUGCCCAUCGGUUUUGGCUUGAUCAUUAUCUUCCUGCAAGGCAUAAACUAUAUCGUCGAUGUCUAUUUGAUGUAUGCCAACUCGGCUUUGGCGGCGAACACUCUGAUCCGCAGUCUUUUGGGUGCUGCCUUUCCUCUAUUUGCUUCGAAGAUGUUUCAUAAGCUUGGAGUUGAAUGGGCCGGUAGCGUGUUGGGAUUUGUGACCGUGGCCAUGAUCCCCGUUCCAGUGCUGUUUUAUAUAUAUGGGGCUAAGAUUAGGGCGAUGAGUCGCUUUAGCCCAAAAUUGUGA